This is a messenger RNA of Drosophila innubila, 1434 nucleotides long. It is a transcript of the gene twf, whose product is annotated as twinfilin. Gene Ontology annotation, molecular function: actin filament binding; actin monomer binding. The record is from RefSeq and is a predicted model, not a curated record. The transcript has 4 exons. Gene Ontology annotation, biological process: barbed-end actin filament capping; actin filament depolymerization; positive regulation of neuron projection development. Lineage: Eukaryota; Metazoa; Arthropoda; Insecta; Diptera; Drosophilidae. Bases 126 to 1163 code for a protein of 345 amino acids. Gene Ontology annotation, cellular component: cytoplasm; actin filament; myofibril.
AACAAAGCAAAGGUGCUGCCAGUCUGCUGGAAAACAAGAGAGCUGGCAUCUCUGCUCAUUUUGUGAGUAAUACAUUUUUUUCCGCCGAUUAAGAUUUAGUAUAAAGUGCUAAAUUUUAGUUAAUCAUGUCGCACCAGACAGGCAUUAAGGCCAACGAGCAACUAUCGAAAGUUUUUGGAAAGGCCAAAAAUGGAAAAAUUCGUGUGAUAAAAGUAUCAAUUGAAAAUGAACAGCUAAGCUGCAGAAAUACAGCUGACGUGAAAAAGGAUUGGGAACGCGACUACGACAAGCUGCUGGGACCGCUAUUUGAGGAGAAUGUUCCCUGUUAUAUAUUGUAUCGCCUGGAUGCCAAAAUACCGCUCGGCCAUGGCUGGCUGUUAAUAAGCUGGAUACCGGACACGGCAAGCAUUCGCCAGAAAAUGGUCUACGCUUCGACAAAGGCAACGCUAAAGACCGAAUUCGGCACUGCGUACAUCACAGAGGAGCUGCACGCUACGACUUUGGAGGAGACCACCCUGGAGGGAUAUAAAAAGCAUAAGCGUGAGUUUGCUGCGCCGGCACCGCUUACUACACGUGAGGAGGAGAUUCAGGAGCUGCGUAAAUCGGAGGUGCGCACCGAAAUAUCGACGGAGACACGUCACCAGACCCUGGGUGGCAUAUCCUGUCCACUGAGUGAUGCAACGCUCGCGGCAGUGGAGGAUUUGUUGCGUGGCAACUAUGAUUACUUGCAGUUCCGCAUCAGCCUGGAAGAGGAACGCAUACAUGUCUCCCAUGCCGCAAAGAUGGCACUCAGUGAUCUGCCCAAACAGGUGCCCGAAGAUCAUGCGCGCUAUCAUCUGUAUCUGUUUAAGCACACUCACGAGGGCGACUAUUUGGAGUCCUUUGUAUUCAUAUACUCAAUGCCAGGAUACUCUUGCUCCGUGCGCGAGCGCAUGAUGUACUCGAGCUGUAAGGCUCCCUUUCUGGAACAACUCACAGCUCUAGGAGUAGAUGUUAUCAAAAAGUUGGAAAUAGAUAGCGGCAACGAACUCACCGAGGAAUUCCUGCAAGACGAACUGCAUCCCAAGAAGAUAUUGCAUCGACCAGCAUUUGCCAAACCAAAGGGCCCACCGAAUCGCGGGGCAAAACGCCUCACACGACCCUCCAACGAAGACGAAGUCUGAAACCCAUCGAGUGAAAGUUUACACUUUUCUUUUCUUCGUUUCCUAUCAAAGCAUUUAAUUUAUUGUAGCGAGAAAAUCGAGUGCUCCAUUUUCAUGUCUUUCCUAUGUCAUGUCUGUUACCGAGUCAUAUCUGUAUCCUUAGUUGCACUAAGCAUAAACUGAAACAACGCAUAGCAGUAGCCAAUUUGGGCUUCCUUAAUUGUGUUCUUGUCUGUAAUACUUCAAAUGGACAUAAUUGCAAUUUAUUAUUUAAAUAAAAGUCAACUAAACU